This is a messenger RNA of Fundulus heteroclitus (mummichog), 950 nucleotides long. It is a transcript of the gene rfesd, whose product is annotated as Rieske (Fe-S) domain containing. Bases 130 to 627 code for a protein of 165 amino acids. The transcript has 4 exons. The record is from RefSeq and is a predicted model, not a curated record. NCBI's taxonomy places the organism in Eukaryota, Metazoa, Chordata, Actinopteri, Cyprinodontiformes, Fundulidae. Gene Ontology annotation, molecular function: 2 iron, 2 sulfur cluster binding.
CUGAAGACAGCCGGUGUGAGAAGAUAAUAGAGACGGGCCCUCCUUUUAACCCUGAGCUGUCAGCAGAGCAGUCGUUCAUUUUGACGAAGGAGUCACAGCCGCUGGGUCUCAAGACUCACACAGAGAGCCAUGGAGGAGGAAGAGCAGCCACCUGGAAAACUUCACUUCGUCGGCAAGAAGGAUGAACUGAUUAAAGCAAAGCGCUCUUUCAGGACACUAGAGGGCCGAGAUAUUCUGAUUAUCCACCAUCAGGGAGUCUUCUAUGCCAUAGACUGUUACUGUUAUCAUGCUGGAGGAACGCUGCAGGAUGGAGACAUUGAGGACAUCAACGGCAAGCUGUGCAUCAUUUGUCCCAAGCACAAGUACAAGAUCACGCUGGCUGAGGGGGAGGGCUUGUACAGGGCCAGGAACCCCAUGGAGAAACCGCCGGUGCUCAGAUGGUACUCCAAGGGCGUGAAGCAGAGGGUCCACGCGGUCACAGAGGCCAACGGGGAAGUCUUCGUCAAGCUCACCAUGAUCCCAAACUGGAUCGAGUCGGACUACUACCAGGGAGAAAAGGGCAAGGUGGAAAGAGCCAAGGCGGAGGCUUCGGGGGACGACAUACCCGUGAUGAAAGACGACGAGUGAAGAUCGCGUCCCUGAGAUCAGAUUCUUCCUCUGAUCUCAGGAGGAACGGUGACUGUUUGUAUGGAGGACGUUAAUUGGCACAGAUCCAUGUGUGACCCGCUUUAAUUGGUUCACAGGAAUAUAGAAACUUGAAUGGGUGUAGAUUAAAUCAGUGACUCAUUUUAAGCUCACUGGGUAGCCGCAUGUCCCCACACUCUCGUUCCCUCGUGAAUUAUGCAUACAGCAAAUGAAUCGAUGUGAUAAAAAGCUUUAUACUGAUCAAUACAGCUCUCAAGUGGAGAAUCGUUUACAUUAAAAAAAAAUAAAAAGAUCAUGUAACAAGA